Messenger RNA from Fragaria vesca subsp. vesca, 1535 nucleotides. RefSeq lists its product as uncharacterized. Bases 1 to 1500 code for a protein of 499 amino acids. Gene Ontology annotation, molecular function: nucleic acid binding; zinc ion binding. The record is from RefSeq and is a predicted model, not a curated record. The transcript has 2 exons. Lineage: Eukaryota; Viridiplantae; Streptophyta; Magnoliopsida; Rosales; Rosaceae.
AUGGCACCUCAGCAAGCUACUACCUUUCCUAGUCUUUCUCAUUCUGAUGUUCACUCACUGUUAAGCAUUAUUACUAUGCGUCUUGGUGAGAGAAAUUUUAUCAAAUGGAGCUUUCAGUUUCAAUCUACUUUGGCUGGAAAUGGCUUGUUUGGUUUCUAUGAUGGUUCAGAAGUAGCUCCACCUAGAUAUGCCCUUACUACUGAUGCUGGUGUAACUAAUGAGGAGACUACUGCUUAUAAAGCUUGGAAACAAACAGAUAUGGCACUUCUGAGUUUGCUUAUGGCCACACUAGAUGAAGACAUUGUUAAUGUUAUCAUUGGUUACAAAACUUCUAGACAAGCUUGGCUAGCUUUACAUGAGCGUUUUUCCACAGUUUCAAGAGUGAAUAUCAUGCAGCUGAAAACUGAACUUCGGACUCUUCGAAAGGGAGCAGAAACAAUUGAAAAGUAUCUUCAGCGUGUCAAAAAUGCUAGAGAUCAACUACUUUCUGUGGGGGUUACUAUUCCUGAUGAAGAUAUCAUCAUUGUAAUUCUCAAUGGACUUCCUGAUGAGUAUUCUACUGUUAGAACUGUCAUUGAGGGCAGGGAAAAUCCAGUCACUCUCAGAGAUUUGAGAUCUCAGCUUCUUGUUGCAGAGAGAAGAAUUGAAGGGAGUUUUUCACUCCAAUCUAGUAUGAGUGCCAUGGUUGCUCAAGGAGAUGGACCAGGGGCUGGUCAGAGAGAUGGCAAUAAAAGAGGGUGGGCUAGCAAGGGUGAUAGUAAAGGAAAAGAUGGAAAAUAUACUGGUACUGCAGUUGGAUGUCAAGUUUGUGGUAAGAGGGGACAUACUAUGGAAACAUGCUUUCAUGUUCACAAGUGCCAAAUUUGUGGAAAACAUGGAAAUCUAACAAGUACAUGUUAUCAAAACCUUGAGUACAAACCUCAGAGCUCUCAGCCUCAACACAGAUCAUCAUUAAACAUUGGACCUUCUCCUGAAUGUCAAAUUUGUUCCAAAAAAGGUCACACUGCUACUAAUUGUUUUUACAGGACAGAUGUUCCUGAUGGACAUCCUUCUUUAUCCAUUCCAACUUGUCAAAUUUGUGGUCUCAAGGGUCAUGUGGCAUUGAAUUGUACACACAUAACCAACUUUGCAUAUCAGGGUUCUGAUCCCCCUACUUCUCUUAUUGCUCUGUCUGCAACUCAAACAAUUGGAAGUGCAAAUAAUGUUGGCCAACAUUCUCAGGGUGGAUAUUCGAUUUCUCAUGGCUCAUUUGGAUCAAGUUUUCCUGGUGGUUUUAACCCUAGUAGUGGAGCAUCAUCAUCAUCUGCUGGUUACUCGUAUAAUUCCUCAAAUGUUCCUCAGCCUGAAGUGUGGAUAGGAGAUUCAGGAGUUACUCAUCAUAUGACUUCUGAACUGAGAAACCUCACUAUUGCUCAGCCAUAUUCCUAUGAUAAUAAGAUCACUAUUGGUAAUGGUACAGGACAAGGCAUCCAAAACAGUUCUCUACCAAGGAAAGAGUAAUGAAGAUGGCCUGUUUCUCUUCAAGUCUCCAUCAA